UUGAUCUCGCCCUUCGCGCCGACGGCACACUAUGCAUUCGUCGCUCAUCAGGGUGAGUGCGCGGCGUACGCUGGUGCACGCUCCGCGAGUCCGUCCCCUCGUCGCCCGCAGGAAUAUCUUCGGCCUCUUCAACAAGAAGCAGCCACCAGCAAAAAAGCCCGAGCCGGUCCCCAUCCUCGCUCCGGAUGACCUCUUCCACCCGCUCUCCAAGUCGCCGUUCCCCGAGGUGCGCGCCCGCGCGGAGGUGAUCCAGAAGCUUGCGCCGUGUCCAGUAUGUCUGGAGGAGCACAACCAUGGGGAGCACAGCGCGGAGACAGCGGAGGGGGAGGCGCCAGCGAAGCCUAAGUCCGUCGCGUUCGAGUGCCCGGAUUGCGGCUGGCCGACACACUGCUCGGAGGAGCACUGGAAGGCGGACACGGAGCACGUCAAGUACUGCUCGCGCUUGAGGGACGCCAACGAGGACGAGCACGACCUGCGGAGCCAGCGGCGCUUCCGUGAAUUCGAGAUGCCAGGACCGCAGGGCUACGAGGAUGCGAUCUCGUUCGCGAACUGGGACACCUUCUGGUACACGCGCGGCUUCUUCUCCAUGGACAGUGAGCGCUCGCGGCGCCAUGCGUCCAAGGUGCUCUCCUACCCGAUCACUAUUGGGAAUGUCCUACACCAGUACAGCAACUUGACGCUCAAUAAUCAGCGCUUGACGCCGGAAGGCUCGCGCUCGAUGGCGGCUAUCCGGUCGACGCUGCACGUCCCGACAGGGACGCCAGAGACACCGGAGCACGCAGCCGGAAAGCCGCAAGUGCGCGUAUUUAUACUCGGCGCACGCGGCGAGUCGUCACUGCCUGUGCACGUCUGGGAGCAACUCACUAUGCUCUUCCCCUCGUCCAACCUGCAUAUCAUCUUCAUCGGACCUCAGGUGGCAUUGCCGAAAGGGUUCGGCAAGAAGAAACAGACGACGAAACAGGCGACAUCCUCCGACCCGUCGCCGAAGUCUACAUCGACUGCCUCUGCUUCAUCUUCUGCGUCCAGCCCGACACCAGAGCCCGAGGUACCGAAGACCGAAGCGACCUCCGAGUCGACCGCUGUGACAGAGUCGGACGAGGAGCUGGAGGAGGAGCGCCCCAUCUACUCGCCAAAUGUGUAUAUGCCGAAGACGCCGAAGCCCAUCCCCGCGCAGCCGUACACGCGCAACGCAAUUCAGAAGUACGGCGCGCCUUCCUACACGACGCCUUACACGCACGCCCUGACCGUGACCGGCAUUCGUUCGAGCUACACGUCCGACUUGCACAACGAGCACUUCGCGGACACUCUCGACCCGUACAGCGACUGCUUCUUCCUCUUCUCUCCCGGCCUUGGCUUCCCUUCCCCGACCGCGCCCUCCGCAGCCGACAAGGUUCUGCAGAUCAACUCACCCACUGAGUGGGGCGGCGUCCUCCCUACGCUCCUCGAGACCAAGUGCCCGAUCUUCGUCACGGGCUUCUCCCCCGCGGACCUCGAGCGCGACGUGCGCGCGCUUGCGACGAGCGAGAUCGCGAACGACUUCGACUGGAUCCUGACGCCCGGGCCGAAUGAGUUUGCCAGCUUGCGGUGGGAGGUGGCGGACUUCGACCCGCGGGUGAUGAUCAAGUUGAAUUAUGGCAUUUGGGGCAUUCGGGGUAAGACAAGGGAGAUCCAGGAGAAGAGCAGUAUCUUCGAUGUGUUCGCACCCAGGGUGUAGGGAUUCACUCGAUAGCCCAGACCGUAGCUACCAACACUAUUCAUCCCCUCUCAUCUGCUUCAUGAACUUGCUGAUUCGACGGGGUAUCAGGGAAGGGAAGCAAAGUCAGCGAACGCACCCAUUGGGUGCGGAAUUCGGAAAUGAC
Messenger RNA from Schizophyllum commune H4-8, 1859 nucleotides. RefSeq lists its product as uncharacterized. The record is from RefSeq and is a predicted model, not a curated record. Gene Ontology annotation, cellular component: extrinsic component of mitochondrial inner membrane. The transcript has 2 exons. Lineage: Eukaryota; Fungi; Basidiomycota; Agaricomycetes; Agaricales; Schizophyllaceae. Bases 32 to 1714 code for a protein of 560 amino acids.